This is a messenger RNA of Lingula anatina, 2407 nucleotides long. RefSeq names its product nucleolar protein 56-like. Gene Ontology annotation, cellular component: small-subunit processome; box C/D methylation guide snoRNP complex. Gene Ontology annotation, molecular function: snoRNA binding. The record is from RefSeq and is a predicted model, not a curated record. NCBI's taxonomy places the organism in Eukaryota, Metazoa, Brachiopoda, Lingulata, Lingulida, Lingulidae.
AUGUUUUUAUUUGUUUUGAAGAGUUGGCCUUUGUAAAUUGAUCAUUCCUACUUUUACUUUAUCCACUGUAGUGGCCAGACAAGAUGGUGGCCCAAACACUCCAUGUGCUCUUUGAGCAUGCCUCUGGGUAUGGACUGUUCAGAGUGGCAGAGUUUGAAGAGGUGGGGAUGAUGAUUCCCCAAGUGGAACAAAGUGUCACAGACCUCAGUCGCUUCAAUUCCAUCGUUAAACUAGUAGCAUUCUCACCAUUCAAGAGUGGACACAACGCUUUGGACAACAUAAACAGUAUAUCUGAAGGCGUACUUCAUGAUGAUUUACACCUAUUCCUUGAGACAAACUUUCCAAAGCCUGGCAAGAAGGAGAAGUGCAUUCUGGGAGUUGGGGAUUCCAAGAUAGGAGCAGCUAUCCAAGAACAGCUAGGCAUCAGCUGCCAGCACACUGGGGUAGUGCCGGAAAUUAUUAGAGGCAUCAGAGUUCACUUUCACAACAUGGUGAAAGGACUGACAGCCACCUCCUCCCUGAAAGCCCAGCUUGGUCUGGGCCAUAGCUACUCCAGAGCUAAAGUGAAGUUCAAUGUGAACAGACAGGACAACAUGAUUAUACAGAGUAUUUGCUUGCUGGAUCAGCUGGACAAAGAUAUCAACACAUUUUCAAUGAGAAUAAGAGAAUGGUAUUCCUACCAUUUCCCAGAGCUGGUGAAGAUUGUGAAUGACAACUACAUGUUUGCCCGUGUGGCCAAGUACAUCAAGAACAGGAAGGAGUUCACAGAAGAUAUGGUCGAGGGCCUAGAGGAGAUUGUUAUGGAUGCUGCCAAGGCAAAGGCCAUAAUAGAUGCCAGCAAGUCCUCAAUGGGAAUGGACAUCUCCCCUAUUGACCUGAUCAACAUACAGAGAUUUGCGGACCGUGUCAUAGCGCUGGCUGACUACAGGAAGAGUUUGUUUGAAUACCUGCAAAGCAAGAUGCACGCAGUUGCCCCCAACCUGGCAGCUCUCAUUGGAGAGCAGGUUGGAGCUCGGCUCAUCUCGCACGCUGGCAGUCUUACCAGCCUGGCCAAGUACCCUGCCUCCACUGUACAGAUCCUGGGAGCCGAGAAAGCACUCUUCAGAGCCCUGAAAACAAGAGGCAACACACCUAAAUAUGGCUUGAUAUUCCAUUCAACAUUCAUUGGGCGAGCUGGGGCCAAGAACAAAGGCAGGAUCUCCAGAUACCUGGCCAACAAGUGCUCUAUUGCAUCCAGACUAGACUGCUUCUCUGAGGUUCCAACAUCAGUGUUUGGUGAUCACUUAAGAGAGCAGGUAGAAGACAGACUAAAAUUCUACGAAACUGGAGAUGCACCCAAGAAGAACAUUGAUGUCAUGAAAGUGGCAAUAGAAGAGGCAAAAGAGGCUUCGGCAAAGGCCCUGAAGAAAGAAAGGAAGAAGAAAAAGAAAGAAAAGAAGGAGAAGAAACGACUGUCUGAAGCAGGAAACACCACGACGGAACUAGAUGACAGCGCAGUUGCUGAGGAGCCUCAGUCUGAGAAAAAGAAGAAAAAGAAAAAGCAGACAGAGGAAACCGUUACUAAUGAUCAGUCGGUUGCCAUGGAAACUGAGGAAACUCCAAAAGAGAAGAAGAAAAAGAAAAAGAGAUCUAUUGCUGAAAUGGAAAGCCCUGGGGAGGCAGAUGUUUCAGCUGCUAUGGAAACUGAUGAAACUCCUAAGAAAAAGAAGAAGAAGAAAAAGAAGGAUGGCGACUAAAUUUAAAAGACAUGUCAUUACAGUACCUAUAGGGUGAGUUACCAGUGAAACUUUCAUUCUAUGUAGAUACAUUCACCUCCGGGGUACUCUUGCUCAAUGCAAUCAGAUGAAACAGAUAAACAUUCAGCCUCCUCCGAGAAUGUUGGAAACGAGUAGGCGUGUUAAUCUGGGUGCAUUCAGUGAGAUUCCACACCGAGUUAAAUCAAUCUACAUAGAGCAAUAGUUUUAUUGGGAAGGUGCCCAUUGUGGUGAAAAAGCAAAAUUUGCAGACUUAAAACAUUCACAGAACUUUCAACAAACUGCUGAAGGAAGACUAGGAAGACCUAGAAAGUGAACAUAACAUAUACAUAUAUAAUAACAUAUAUAUGCAGAUAUGAUUUGAGAUAGAACAGUCAGAGGAAUCUGAUAUAUGCUAAACAUCCCCGGGUUAUAAAUGAAAAAAAAAAUAAGGAUGGGAGCGAUUAUAUGUUUAAACAUUCAACAUUAUAUGUUGAAAGGCAGAAGUCUCAACAAGUGUUUUAUCAAGCAACAAUUUUUGUUCCAAAAGGCAAAGUGCUACACAGAUGCAUUUGUAUUGUAAACAACUCAAUUUUUAAGAGCACAUAUGGAAUAGUAUAGAAUUGUAAGAGAGCAGUGUCUUGGAAGAUUGAAUUAAAUAGUAUUUUAGACAG